CAACUGACUCUUCUUCUAUCUAUCUAGGUAUAAAAACCCCCAAAUCUCCUCCCUUCUUUCUUCUUCUUCUAUAACCAAUUCCACUAACUCAACUUCACUCGACUUAUAAACAUCAGAUCUUAAAGAAAGAAUGGCGACCUUUGAAUUGUACCGCAGAUCAACGAUUGGCAUGUGUUUGACCGAAACCCUUGAUGAGAUGGUCUCCAAUGGGAUUCUUAGUCCAGAGCUUGCUAUUCAAGUACUUGUUCAGUUUGAUAAGUCGAUGACCGAAGCACUUGACAGCCAAGUUAAAAGCAAGGUGACCAUCAAGGGACACUUGCACACCUACAGAUUCUGUGACAAUGUGUGGACCUUCAUUGUUCAAGACGCCAUGUUCAAGUACGAUGACAUCCAGGAGAAUGUCGGUCAAGUGAAAAUAGUCGCAUGUGACUCCAAGCUGCUCACUCAGUGAUUUAGCGUUUAAUAUCUAGUUGCUGCAGUGGUUAAGAGUGUAGAAAAAGGGUACCACAAAAGAAUUUCUAAUAAUCCUGUUCGCCCUCUCUACUUGUGUGAUUCUUCUCCAAUUAAGUGUUUUAUUUAUUUUUUCCCUUUUUCUUUUACGUUGUACCUGUUUUAUGUUGUAUUUCGUGUGAUUAGACGUAGUGGAAGAAAUGUAAUGGUGUUUUCAUUUAGGAUAUGAACCCUUAUGGCUCUUCUUUCUAGUACAUUACCCUCGAGUGUUAUGCACA
This is a messenger RNA of Helianthus annuus (common sunflower), 728 nucleotides long. Its product is annotated as transcription initiation factor IIA subunit 2. Gene Ontology annotation, cellular component: transcription factor TFIIA complex. Gene Ontology annotation, molecular function: RNA polymerase II general transcription initiation factor activity; TBP-class protein binding. Gene Ontology annotation, biological process: transcription initiation at RNA polymerase II promoter; RNA polymerase II preinitiation complex assembly. NCBI's taxonomy places the organism in Eukaryota, Viridiplantae, Streptophyta, Magnoliopsida, Asterales, Asteraceae. The transcript has 4 exons. Bases 131 to 451 code for a protein of 106 amino acids. The record is from RefSeq and is a predicted model, not a curated record.